Pseudogymnoascus destructans is the source of this 2094-nucleotide messenger RNA. RefSeq lists its product as uncharacterized. Lineage: Eukaryota; Fungi; Ascomycota; Leotiomycetes; Thelebolales; Thelebolaceae. The record is from RefSeq and is a predicted model, not a curated record. Bases 1 to 2094 code for a protein of 697 amino acids. The transcript is spliced from 5 exons. Gene Ontology annotation, biological process: positive regulation of transcription by RNA polymerase II. Gene Ontology annotation, molecular function: zinc ion binding; transcription cis-regulatory region binding; DNA-binding transcription factor activity, RNA polymerase II-specific. Gene Ontology annotation, cellular component: nucleus.
AUGCAGAGCGUGGAGAUGACCGGCGCGAAACCGGGGCGACAUCAACGACGACCAGCGCCGGGAGCCGACCAUGUGAAGCAUAGGAGGACGAGAUCAGGAUGCUUUACCUGUAGGAAUAGACGUGUAAAAUGCGACGAAGGCCGCCCCACAUGCGAGAGAUGUAAGAAAGGCUCGAGAGAAUGCUCCUAUCCGGAAACAACGUCAUCAAAGACUGGCAGCGCCGGCAGCUCAAAGGCUGGCCAGUCAAGUCUAACGCCACCAUCCGACGAAUACGACGAUGAGGUUGAUGUAGACCGCCUCGAGUCCAUACAGAACGAAGAUGAGGACCUAUUCGAUGCAAGUCAAAGCAGGAACACACUCGCUAAUUCAACCCAUACACUACAACAACAAAGUCAUAGCCGUUUAAGCUCCGAGACGCCAUCUCUGGUGCAAGAUAAAGGCAGUUCGCCCUCCCCAUCUACCGAAGGAUCCAUAGGAUAUAAUGCUCACCUGCAUAAAGCUGAUCAGAGGCUGGCGAAGCCUUCUCGUCUCCCCCCGACCAAUGACGGAGGCAAGCCUGACUGGUCAGGCCUGCCCCGCGAUCUACAGUUCUAUCUCGAAUAUUUCGUCGCGAAUGUCACCCAUCACCACUAUUAUUUCAAGAAGGAUGCAGGGAAUUUCUUCCACACGACAUUUUUACAAGCAGCACUGCGGAAUAAGUCGCUGUUGUAUGCUGUUGUUGGAUUUUCCGCGUUUCAGCGCACGCUCCACAAUCCAGAAGGGAAGAUACAGGACUUCCUACAGUACUACAACAAAUCUGUUCAGCUUCUAUUGAAGUCGCUGAGGCGAGGCGAAGGGAGAAAUGUUCAUACAAUGUAUUGCAUUUUGCAACUCGCAACCAUAGAGGAAUAUCUAGGAGACUGGGUAAAUCUUCUGAGUCACCAAAAAGCCGCAUAUUCUAUUUUGACCAGUCUCAUGACGCCUCAAACUGCCAUGGCGACGGAUCUCAACCGGGUGCUGCUCGGCUGGUAUGCCCGAUUCGACGUAUUCGCGGGCCUUAUAGGCGGCUUCAAAACCGUGCUUUCCCAAGAAUGGUUUACAGUCAAGCUGCAAUUCUACACCCACAAAGUCCAGACGGAGCCAGACAAUAUCCUCUGGAAAAUCGAUGAGACGGCUUCAAAAAUCAAUAUCAUAGCUAUGGAAAUGUCGGUCCUGUUUGCGAAAAUAAGCAAAGGCGAGAUCAGCAUUGAGCAAUUCAAUUUUGAGAACGAGAUGAUCGCAAAGAGGAUCCGAGAAUCCAUACCCAACAUGGAUCCGGCGCUCCACGACUCGAGGUAUAAAGUCACAGAUUUCACUGGUGCACGACCUCUAGACCCGGAAGAUAUUGUGAACCCCUAUGAGCCAGGACUCAUCCAAGAGGGCGUCCUCUGGCCCAUCAACAUUUGCAAGCUCGAUAUAUAUGCGCUGGAUUUGAUGCGACUGGUCCAGACCGCCCAAAUCCUGCAAAUCCAGACGAAGGACGAGGAGGUAUUUAUCCCCGCAUUCCAAAUCUGCCAAAUGUUCGAAGCCGUCGAAUACUGGCCACGAAGCCCCAAGGGCGCCAUCCUGUCUUGCCUGGCCAGCCUCGGGAUUGCAGCCAUCGCACUUCCCCGCGACCAGCGUCACAUGAACUGGCUGCGGAGGAAAUUCACGGUGGUGGAAUCGAACGGAUACAUCUACCCCGUUACAUUCCGCGAACGCAUAUCUGAGUUAUUCCAGGAUCCGACGUGCAUGCAAUGGUGGCUCCCGAACGGCGAGAACUACCCACCGACCAUCCGCUCGAUUCGAAGCUUCGUCGAGGAGCGCACGUCGACGCCGCGCGACGAGGUGACGGAAGAUCUGCGCGAUAUGAAGGUCCUAUUUGGCUCCCUUAAUCUCGAAGAUGACAAGUCGAAAUCAACGCCGUCGGACUCGGCUCUGGCAGACAGCAAUAGUCCGGAGUGGAUACAGCCUAAUUAUAUCAGUGCAUAUACGACAGGGACAGAGGAUCAUAACGCACCGCCCAAUUCUCAACAGCAAUGGUUUGGCAUCGAAGGCUUCCUGAUGCAAGAUCCCAACGAAUACAGGCCAUCAUAA